ACCAACGUGUCUCCCAAGUUUAAACCAUUAGCUCUACCAUCCUUUUACGAGCUCAACUCCCCAAAACCCUAAAUCAGAAAAAUCUCUAGCCGCCUGAUACUACUCGUCAACUUCAUCUUUUAGGUCAAAUCUAAGCUUAUAGCGAGAGUUACAAUGGCGGGAGGGCGAUUUAGAGAGCUAUUGAAGAAAUAUGGAAAGGUAGCAUUGGGCGUACACUUCUCGGUUUCAGCUGCUUCAAUUAGUGGCCUUUAUGUUGCAGUCAAAAACAAUGUCGACGUUGAAUCUAUGCUCGAAAAAGUCGGCAUGCCUGGUCUAUCCAAAAAAGACGCAGGAGGUGAUGAAAUUCCUAAAAUAUCCUCGCAAAACCCUCAAGUGAUCUCAGUUGACGGUUUCGUUACUGAAGAACCCUUUCAUCAGGACGGCGUGGCGCCGCCGCCGCCUCCAAAGCAGAGGAAUCGUACUGCUGAGCUGGCGGCGUCAAGUGGCGGCGCGCUUGCUGUGGCUGUGCUUCUUAAUAAGGCUCUGUUUCCUGUUAGGGUUCCGAUAACUCUAGGUCUUACUCCGCCGAUCGCUAGGUUUCUUGCAAGGCGAAGAAUUAUCAACAAUAGCGUAUGAUGAAUAUAUUUUUUCUUAUGUAACGACUUUUUUGUUUUUCUGAAUAAUGUUUAAUCUCUCUGUUUUACCCUAUUUUGAUUUCUCUUACACUGUUACAUGUUAGUAAAAGGGGUGAUCAAUAUUUCUGCUAGAGGUACUUGGGAGAUUUAUCAGUCUUAAAAAUUUGGUAUUGGAUUGUUGGAAAUGUAAUUUGAUACUAAUUUUUUAAGGAGAAAUAGUCAUAGAUAUGUGCAAUUGAAAUUUACUA
This is a messenger RNA of Nicotiana tabacum (common tobacco), 862 nucleotides long. RefSeq lists its product as uncharacterized. The record is from RefSeq and is a predicted model, not a curated record. Gene Ontology annotation, cellular component: mitochondrion. Lineage: Eukaryota; Viridiplantae; Streptophyta; Magnoliopsida; Solanales; Solanaceae.